AUGAUGAAUCUUAGGCUGUCCGUGUGGCCACUCAAUCCGGCGCUUCCGUGGGCCGAGCAUUGGGCCGGAAUCUUCGAUGGGAAGCACACCAAGCUCCCGCUCACCGUGUAUUACGAUUACGUCAAAGUGUAUGACUAUGAUCCACUUUCCAAAGGUAUGAAUAGGAAAAACAAAGAACAGGAAAUGCGGUUUGUGUUGGUUGCCUCCCUCAGGUUUCACUCUCAGAUGGACUGACGACUUCAGGAGCUUCAAGACGUCGCGAUGGGAGAGGAGCCAACAUACAUUUCUUGCCAAUGAGCCUCAUUUCCGGGAUAAUGCCGUCAUCGCUGCAACAAAUGCCACGGAUGCGCGUGCUUAUCUUGCUCUUUCUAUCGCCCGCGGUCCGGGGGUGUUGUAAUAGGGCCCUGGGGCCCCGGACCAAAUGUGAUGUUAUUAAAUGACAAUGGCGCACCUGAUUCAAGGCCCGUUCGCAUGACUGGUGGAGCGGAAAGGUGAAUAGAUGAAGGAUGGUUGUCGCGUUUUGCUCUUCCCUUCGGAAUCGCACUCAAAUAGGUUAAAGCGACUGUCGCGACUCUCUCAAUGCGUCGAGUCCAUAUGUACUUAUAUAUGCGACAGGUGAAUGCAUUUUCAUGCAAACGACAGCCCUAAGUCGGGCAAGACAUUUUUCCGUGGAUCUGAUUGAUUAUGUGAGCGUUAGGGGACCUGGUGAGAAAUCUAUCAGGGCUGUUCUGG
Messenger RNA from Vitrella brassicaformis, 732 nucleotides. The record is from the annotation of a GenBank genome assembly. NCBI's taxonomy places the organism in Eukaryota, Vitrellaceae.